AUAUUUGACAUUUGCGCUCAAGAAAGAACAUCCUGCGUAUUCCCGACGUGCAACCUCCUACCCACAGCAUGUCAAUUCAACAACAUGAGCAACGAUGCUACUUUCACCUCCGGCAGUCCUAGCGCCACCUUAACAAACCGAUGUCAACGUUCAUGCAGGUUUUUUUUUGCAUUGACGUCAACCGCAUACAGCACAAAACAGAGGCUUUCUCCAUAUUUCGUAUGCCUGAGUCAGAAUAUGGACAGAUAGCUAGACACUGGUACCAAUUUUAAACCAAACUGACUGCGACAGCCGCUGAUUUAUCUUCCAUCACUUUGAGGAAGACACUACGCCCAAGGAUAACCGCAACACAGCCACCGUUGCCCAGAGUGCGGCCCAGGCAAGAGCCCGCGACCGCCACAUCAGGCACCAUGAUGGAGGGGGGCAUGCAGCUGCUCAACCGUGAUGGCCACAGCAUCUCGCACAACUCAAAGCGCCACUACCACGACUCCUUCGUGUCCAUGAACAGGAUGCGACAGCGUGGCCUGCUGUGUGACAUUGUGCUUCAUGUCUCCAACAAAGAAAUCAAGGCGCACAAAGUGGUGCUGGCAUCCUGCAGCCCCUACUUUCACGCCAUGUUUACCAAUGAGAUGUCCGAGAGUCGUCAGACCCAUGUGACCCUUCAUGACAUCGACCCUCAGGCUUUGGAGCAGCUGGUCCAGUAUGCCUACACAGCAGAGAUUGUGGUUGGGGAAGGCAACGUGCAGACAUUGCUCCCAGCAGCGAGCCUGCUGCAACUCAACGGGGUGCGGGACGCCUGCUGUAAGUUUCUCCUCAGCCAGCUGGACCCCUCCAACUGCCUCGGCAUCCGAGGGUUCGCUGACACACACUCCUGCAGCGAUCUGCUCAAGUCUGCACAUAAGUAUGUCCUGCAGCAUUUUGUGGAGGUGUCCAAGACAGAAGAGUUCAUGCUGCUGCCACUGAAACAGGUUCUGGAUUUGAUCUCCAGUGACAAUCUCAACGUGCCAUCUGAAGAGGAAGUGUACCGCGCUGUGUUGAGCUGGGUCAAACAUGAUAUAGAUGGACGCAGGCAACAUGUACCUUGGCUGAUGAAGUGUGUGCGGUUGCCACUGCUGAGGCGAGACUUCCUGAUGAGUAACGUGGAUACAGAGCUGCUGGUGCGGCACCACUCGGAGUGCAAGGACCUCCUGAUCGAGGCUCUCAAGUAUCACCUGAUGCCUGAGCAGAGGGGAGUCCUCAGCAACAGCAGGACGCGCCCACGACGCUGUGAAGGCGCCAGCCCUGUGCUCUUCGCCGUUGGUGGUGGCAGCCUGUUCGCCAUUCAUGGAGACUGCGAGGCAUAUGACACAAGGACUGAUCGCUGGCACAUGGUGGCGUCCAUGUCUACUCGGCGGGCACGGGUUGGCGUGGCAGCCAUUGGGAACAGACUUUAUGCUGUUGGCGGGUAUGAUGGCACCUCAGACCUCGCAACUGUUGAGUCCUACGACCCCAUCACUAAUUCCUGGCAGCCAGAGGUUUCCAUGGGCACGCGGCGGAGCUGUUUGGGAGUAGCUGUUCUGCAUGGCCUGCUGUACGCUGCUGGAGGUUAUGAUGGAGCUUCCUGCCUCAAUAGUGCAGAGCGUUACGACCCUCUGACCAGUACAUGGACCUCGAUUGCUGCCAUGAGCACCCGUAGGAGAUAUGUCCGAGUAGCAACUCUGGAUGGCAGCUUGUAUGCGGUGGGAGGUUAUGACAGCUCCUCACAUCUCGCAACAGUGGAGAAAUAUGACCCCCAGAGCAACACAUGGACAGCCAUUGCCAACAUGCUGAGUCGGCGCAGCAGUGCCGGGGUCGCCGUGCUGGACGGCAUGCUGUAUGUUGCAGGAGGCAACGACGGCACAAGCUGCCUGAACUCUGUGGAACGGUUCAACCCCAAGGCCAACACCUGGGAGGGAGUGGCCCCCAUGAACAUACGCAGGAGCACCCAUGACCUGGUGGCUAUGGAUGGCUGGUUAUACGCAGUGGGAGGUAACGAUGGCAGCUCCAGUCUCAACUCCAUCGAGAAGUACAACCCGCGCAGCAACAAAUGGGUCGCGGCCUCCUGCAUGUUCACGCGGCGCAGCAGUGUUGGUGUGGCUGUGUUGGAGCUGCUGAACUUCCCACCACCCUCCUCACCCACUCUCUCGGUUUCCUCCACCAGCCUUUGACACGAGGUCACCGCUUGGCUGAGCUCAGCCUCUGCUGCUACAGCCCAGACUGGCUCUGGGAAGAAACGUAACUGCUCGGUUUGAGACAGGGAGGAGGAGGACUGCAGUGGACAGGUAAAUAGACAGAGAAAGAGGGAAGGUAUGGAUAAGGCCAUCCAGAAUUAGUGGCACUCUUGGUAAAGAUUAGCCAAUCAUAGUUUAAAAAAUACAUAAAAUUCAUGAACUUAAAUUGAAUGAUAAGCAAUUUAAAAAAGUGCAUUGCCCUGUAAUCUCAAAAGACACACACAACUAUUAAUUUUCAUGCAAUGUCAAGUUUUUUUUCUUUUUUUUAAGGUCAAACCCAUCUGGCUACCCUUUAAAAAGUUUGCCAUUAUUUCGGGACUGCACUUUUAUCUGGUCUAGAUGCCUGAAACCUGAAACUCCACUGUACAGCUCCAGCAUACAGAUACCAGCUCCCACUCUCUUUAAGAGAACAAAGAUGUUCCCAGAUGUUGUAAACGUUGCCCGAUCUCUCCUCGAGCUCCACUUUUUAUCCCACCACUCCGGUGUUUGACACACUUGUCGUGAAAUGUGGUGGACACUUAAUUUUGUCAUGUGAAAUGUAAAUGUUUUUGGUUUGAUGUCGUCCUCUGCAAGAUUUUUCUUUUGAUGUCAGGAUUUUUUGCAAUAAUGUACAAAAAAAAGAGAACCUGUCUGAAUGAUUUUACUUUUGGAAUGUAGCUUUUUACUGAGUGUGCCAUGCAUGUUUACGUAUCGGCAUUGACUCCCAACAGGAGGAUAAAAUGUUGUAGUGCUGCUAUGCCACACUAGGUGGCAGUUAGAGGCAAUGUUAUAAACCCUUCCAACACUGCAAUUCAGCAUGGACACUGGAAACAUAGAGAUGUUAGGCCCUCAGAACUGUAUUGAGUUUGAAACUUUUUUAUAAACACAGAGAAAAAUUGUGUUGAACUAUAUGUAUUUAUAAAAAUGUAUAAAUUCUAAUAUAUUCUGUUUUAAAGAUGCUUAGAGAAGGACACAGAGCAGACCAAUGCCUAUUUAAGAGCGUUUUUACUAUAUUUAUUUAACUGUGUUAUGCGCAUAUCGUCAAUGGAGAUGACAGAGAGAAUGUCCAAGUGCGAGAGAGACAGUUCCUGGUUAAGAGGACUGAUUGUUGCAUUUGAUAUGCAGCAUUUCAUUUACAUUUCUUAAUGUUUCUUCACUGCCACAAGCAUGAUCUCACCUGAAACUGUACUUUAUGUCCGCUACAUUUGUGCAAAAGGCUUAGCUGCUUGAAUAAGCUAUUGACCAGACCAUGAAAGGACUAUAUAUUGUCUUUAAUCCUAUUGAGUGGACAGGGAGCUGGAUAUAAUCUGUGGACACUUGAUGGUUCAAAAUAAUACUUUAACAGUUUACCUACUGUACAUCAACACUUGACACUAAUGAGUAAUGCUGUUGACACUUGGUGCUGUCAUAUUUCCCUCCAUUCAUAAUCAAGUCAAUUGUUAUUACCUCAUUGUUGAAAUGGAUCCAACUCUAUUGCAACUAGAAACAACUGUAUAAUUAACUACAAAUAUACUGGCUAUAUAGCGUGUGGUGGGUGACUUAAGAAUGUCAGCACUGAACUUGGUUGUCUAAAAUAAAUUGAUUACUUUGAGUCUUCUUGACUCAGCUAAUACCCGGGUUUAGUUCUGUUCAUGUGUAGCGCAGUGAUACUAUUCCAAACUUCUGAGAAGUUGCCUUUUUUUCCUCCUUUUUUUGUUGAAGGAUUUCGUUGACCCUGUUGUGUUUACCUAAAGCUUACUUUUCAUUUGUUAGUGUGGACCCAGUAGAAUAGGGGCUGUGAUGUUCUUAUGGAGAUGCUGUUAUUCUGUAAAGUCCGUGUGAGUCAGGGCCACACAAAACCACAUAAGACUCUGGCCUCGAUUCUGCUGAUUGAACUGUAAAUACAAAAGUUGCUUAACUUAAAUCCAUUUGUGCAAUUUUAAUGUAACUGUAGCUUUUUUAAGUUUGUGUUCAAUGUGGUGAUAAUUGUUUAUUUAUGUUUGUUAUUUAUGAGGAACUUUAAAAUAUUGAAUUUUGCACUAUUGCGAAAUGGAGCAAUACAAUGUAAAAAAUAAAAUAAAG
Plectropomus leopardus (leopard coralgrouper) is the source of this 4289-nucleotide messenger RNA. RefSeq names its product kelch-like family member 17 (gene klhl17). Lineage: Eukaryota; Metazoa; Chordata; Actinopteri; Perciformes; Serranidae. Gene Ontology annotation, molecular function: protein binding. The record is from RefSeq and is a predicted model, not a curated record.